Molecule: messenger RNA, 713 nt
Organism: Gorilla gorilla gorilla (western lowland gorilla)
Lineage: Eukaryota; Metazoa; Chordata; Mammalia; Primates; Hominidae
Gene: RPL22L1
Product: ribosomal protein L22 like 1
Exons: 4
Coding region: 49-597 (182 amino acids)
Biological process (GO): cytoplasmic translation
Cellular component (GO): ribosome
Molecular function (GO): structural constituent of ribosome; RNA binding
Source: RefSeq, a predicted model, not a curated record
CGAGAGUCAGUUCAACCACAGCCACCCGCGUGCGCCCGCGGAAAGCGGAUGGCCUACUCUCGUCCGGCAGCGCACUGGUUUCCUGGGUUACCGGCCUCAGCGCUCCUCCCGCUUUCUUUUCCGGGAGGCGACAAUCUGACGCUCUCAGCGCGUGACGCAACACGCUUUGAUAUAAAUACAGACCGCGCGGCCGUAGCUUCCUCUCUGCUCUCGCGGCCGACUCGCAAGAUGGCGCCGCAGAAAGACAGGAAGCCCAAGAGGUCAACCUGGAGGUUUAAUUUGGACCUUACUCAUCCAGUAGAAGAUGGAAUUUUUGAUUCUGGAAAUUUUGAGCAAUUUCUACGGGAGAAGGUUAAAGUCAAUGGCAAAACUGGAAAUCUCGGGAAUGUUGUUCACAUUGAACGCUUCAAGAAUAAAAUCACAGUUGUUUCUGAGAAACAGUUCUCUAAAAGGUAUUUGAAAUACCUUACCAAGAAAUACCUUAAGAAGAACAAUCUUCGUGAUUGGCUUCGAGUGGUUGCAUCUGACAAGGAGACCUACGAACUUCGUUACUUCCAGAUUAGUCAAGAUGAAGAUGAAUCAGAGUCGGAGGACUAGGCAAAGGCUCCCCUUACAGGGCUUUGCUUAUUAAUAAAAUAAAUGAAGUAUACAUGAGAAAUACCAAGAAAUUGGCUUUUAGUUUAUCAGUGAAUAAAAAAUAUUAUACUCUUGAA